AUGGCAGCUCUGUCUGAGAACCUGCUGGCAGUCAACAUGAUACUGAGUGUCUUCUUUCUUCCAGAUAUUCCUUGGAGUCCCAGCAUUAAUAUCCCUGUUGGUGAUCUGAAGGGGCAUCAGUCUGUCACUAUAAGCUGCUCAGCUGUGACUCCCUGUCCACACUCACCUCCUGAACUCACCUGGAAUCUCCAACAAGACUCUGAGAGACAAACAGAGAAAAACCCAGAUGGAACCUUUACAACUAAAAUCCAGGAGACCAUCACUCUGUCAGACACACAUGAUGGAUACAACAUCAGCUGUUCUGCCAGAUAUCCUGUGAAUGGAGGAAGCAAGACAGCAGAGACAGAAGUGACUCUCAGUGUUUCAUAUGCUCCUAAAGACACCUCAGCAUCCAUCAGUCCAUCAGGUUUGGUGUCAGCAGGUAGCUGGGUGGAGCUGAGCUGCUCCAGCAGAGCCAAGCCUCCUGCCAGCUUCACCUGGUUCAGGAACAGCACAGAAGGAGCCAGAAAAGUAGCUACAGGGGAUUUUUACAGCUUAAGAGUCCCUGAGAAAGGAGAGUAUUACUGUGAGGCUACAAAUGAUCUGGGGAAUCAGAGAUCAUCUGUGAUUCUACUUAAUACUGAAGGAGUCAGUCUCUGUGUUAUAUUGAAGAUCCUGGGGAUCAUAAUGCUCUGCAGUGCAGUCUGCAUCUUUCAGUGCUGGUUUAGAUUAUCCAACAAACAAGCAACAAAGGACACAGAUGAAGCAGAUGAUGUCAACAGAGUGAUGGAGGUUCAGGCAUCAUGAACCUCAAGGGGACAA
This is a messenger RNA of Cyprinodon tularosa, 801 nucleotides long. Its product is annotated as vascular cell adhesion protein 1-like. Bases 1 to 786 code for a protein of 261 amino acids. NCBI's taxonomy places the organism in Eukaryota, Metazoa, Chordata, Actinopteri, Cyprinodontiformes, Cyprinodontidae. The transcript has 6 exons. The record is from RefSeq and is a predicted model, not a curated record.